AUGGCUUUCUUAUUUCUAAUAAUAAAGAAAAUAUUUGUCUUUAAAUUAUAAAUAUCCAUCACAAAUGAAUAAGCUUCAUAACAAGCUUCUCUGAAAAUAAACAUUGUAUGCUUCAAUAUACUUGGCAGAAAGUGAUGCUGCUGUUAGGAACACAAGGCAUUUAUGCUUCUGUCUGUUAAUGAAUUCCAAAUAAUUGUAAAGAAAUCGUAACCAAUAUGAUGUUUGUUUGUUUCAACCAGGAAGUGCUUUAGUGUCUAAUCUUCUGUUUUUCCUUCACUGUCUCUAAUUUUCAGUGUGAUCAACUGCCCGUAUUCUGAAAUAAACCUGAACAAAGAACAUACUCUUUCGGACCGUUUAAGUGGGGAGACCCCUUUAAAUAAUCCACCUAUGCAUUGGAAUCGAAAAUCAGAAAUAAAUGAAAGAUCAGCCUCUCCUAUAAUCAAUAACAGAAAAUGUCCUAGUCCCACUCACACUGGAGUAAAGCCUGCACCUCAUUUACAGUCUUCAAAGGAGGAAGAUACAGAUGUGAAACUUCUUUGCAAAAAGCCUUUAGUGUGUGAUGUCAAAGAAGAAAACUGCAGGGGAGAACAUGCCAAGGAACUCACUGGGAAAGUUGGCUGCGAAGAAAGAAAAAUGGAAAAUGAAGUAUUAUCUAUAAAUGAAACCAAAGACAGCAAGGAAACCAAUAGCAGAAGUUCCCAUCCACAGCCAGUCAUUUUAUCUUCCAAACUCACAAUUCCUGCAUUUCCAUUGCGGUGGGAACAGCACAGUAAGCUCCUUCCUACAGUGGCUGGGAUUCCUGCCAGUAAAGUUUCUAAAUGGAGCACAGAUGAGGUCUCAGAGUUCAUUCGGAGUUUGCCAGGUUGUGAGGAGCAUGGCAAAGUAUUCAAAGAUGAGCAAAUCGAUGGGGAAGCUUUUCUUCUAAUGACUCAAGCAGACAUUGUCAAAAUAAUGAGUAUUAAACUGGGACCAGCCCUAAAAAUCUUCAAUUCCAUCCUGAUGUUCAAAGCUGCUGAUAAAAACUCUCAUAAUGAACUCUGAUAAAAGGUCUACAAGACAACCUCUGCACUCCAGCCAAUGUUUUACCCAAAGCACAAAGAUACAGAAAGAUAACCUAGGAUGAACAUUUCAAAAAGAAAAAGUCUUAAGUGCAUGAAAUAAAGAUAUUUUCCAAAAACUAGGGCAACUGGACACUUCUGAGAAGUGCUUAAGGUUUUUAGCAACACAAAAAUUUAGUAGAGCAGGUACGUAAAGUUUGCCAAUCUGGUGGUUUUAAUUUUCCUACAAUUAGCCACCUUAAUUUAAUUGGGGAACCAGUAACUAAGGGAACCUAUUAGAAUCAUGGUUAUAUUAGCCUUUUUUAAAGAGUCACAAAAUAUAUACUUUGUGAAUUUAUCCAUUGGGCUUAGUUAAUCUCUUUGUCCUCUUUGACCAUUUUCAUAAGAAAUUGUUCACAAUUUAAAAAUAUUUGAGGUGCAAUUAGUUAAUGGAAAUGGUUCUCUUUAAUUUUGCACUACUCUGAAAACUGCUGUGGGCUCUGGUUGGUUUAUUCUAAGAAAACAUUGCUGAAGAUCAGUGCUGGUUUUUUUAAAAUUAUUUUUGCAUGGUUAAAAGAAAAAGAAAUACUUCCAAUAGCAUAUUUGGUAUGAAAUUAUUAAUAAGAACUACAAAAGGUUAAUGUAAUUAUAUUUCAUGUUGCAUUAUGUUACUUUAGUUCAUUCUAUUAAAAGAGAUACAAAUUCAAUGUGCAUAUGCAGAAUAAAAAUAAUCCUGCAUUGUAAAAUUUUAUAAAGAAUUAAAUUGGUUGAAAAGAAAUAUUAACUCAAUCUAAAAAUAGCAGUAAAGGAGAAGUUAAAACAGUUCUAUCCAAUUUAAAAUGAAUUUGUAAAAGUUAGGUCACUUGACUUUAACAUGUGCAAUAGAAAACAAUGUGAAACAAGAUCAUCAAGGAUUAUAUUGCAUUGUUCUGUUCAGUCUUUUUUAUAAAUGUUGCACCUUUUAUAUUUUGUUCUGAUUUUUUACACUUAAAAUUGCAUUUAAAAUUGUUAUCUUCAUAACUGCCAAAAUGUGAAAGAACUUUUGUAUGACUCAUUU
Messenger RNA from Thamnophis sirtalis, 2094 nucleotides. The record is from RefSeq and is a predicted model, not a curated record. NCBI's taxonomy places the organism in Eukaryota, Metazoa, Chordata, Lepidosauria, Squamata, Natricidae.